AUGAGAGGAGGCCUUCCGAUCUGCAGUCGGCGCGCCGCAGCUCAGGAGCUGGUCGAGCAGACCACGCCGGCCUUUGUGGAAGUCGUCGAUAAGGGCCUCACAGCCAGGGAGGCAGUGUUCCAAGAUCUAGAUUUGGAUGCUACCGACAUUGGAGGGCCAUUGGCAUGGAAUUUGACGGGGAACACGUCAGACUUGACGCAGAUCACGCAUUAUGCCAUCUACCUCGGCUGGGUGGAAGUGGUCUACGGGGCCGCGAGCUCUACGACCAAGAACAUAACGAACAUGUCGGAGGAAGAGUCCGUUGCUCCGAUCACGUCCACCACAGUGACCACGGUGACCACCAUAACGAGUACUUCCACAAGCACUGUGCCACCCACUACAAUCAACGGCUCUGAUGACUCGGACGCGCCUGACACAAGCGACGGCGCCAACCAGUCGGAUGACGACACGGGCAACGUCAGUGAAUCCAAUGACAGCAAUGGCAGCACCUCCAGUGAUAGCGAAACAAGCGACUUCUACAAUGCAUCGCAAGAGACACCUGCUGCUCAGGAUGGCGCACGGCUCGAGGACGAGGACAAUGAAAGUUACAACGAAGGUAACGACAGCAACUGGAGCAACUUCUCGUUGCAGGCGGACAGGGUGCGGCAUGGCUUCUUGUUGCAGCUGCCAGCUGUUGGCAUUUACAGGACCUUGACAACGUCACUGGUCUACGUCAGAG
Messenger RNA from Symbiodinium sp. CCMP2456, 718 nucleotides. The record is from the annotation of a GenBank genome assembly. NCBI's taxonomy places the organism in Eukaryota, Dinophyceae, Suessiales, Symbiodiniaceae.